AUGAUGGCUACUAUGGCUGCCGGCGGACCUGGGGAUCCGCACACCCAGAUGAACACUUACCGAUCCUAUGUGACCAUGCUUGCGGAUCCCGGUGCUAAGGAUGAAAUUAAACUCAAAGCUGCGCAGGAGCUAAGUGAGAAUUUUGAGGUAAUUCUAAGUUCACCACAGUACCCUCAAUUUUUGGAGCAUUCUCUUAAAAUUUUUCUUAAAAUAUUGCAAGAAGGGGAACCACACUUUAUUGCCGAGUACAAUAUACAACAAGUUAGAAAACUAAUAUUGGAGAUGAUACAUAGGCUGCCAAUCAGUGAGACACUUAGGCCAUAUGUUAAAAGUAUAUUAAUAUUGAUGUUGAAGCUAAUGGAAAUAGAGAAUGAAGAGAAUGUUUUAGUAUGUCUAAAAAUUUUUAUGGAACUGCAUAAACAAUACAGACCUGCAUAUUCUACUGAUGUUGAUAUUCAUAAGUUCCUACAGUGGGUUAAAGCGAUAUACUCUGAUUUACCUAACCACUUGCCAAAAAUAUUUGAACCACGACCAUCAAUUCGAGUAAAGGAUCUCUCGGAAGUGAAUAUAGAUCAGCUUCUACUUGAAACAUAUACUACAACACCCAUACAUACUGAAAAGAAACUUCUAGAUGGAAGUGUUGUCACAUACAAUCUAAUUCCAAAAUCUGUGAUUUCUCUUAAAGUAAUUCAAGAACUUCCAAUCAUAGUAGUUCUCAUGUAUCAACUUUAUAAGCAGAAUGUACACCAAGAAGUCAGUAAUUUCAUACCCCUUAUUAUGGACACUAUUACGCUACAACCUUCUGCUACACUCCGCCAAUCUGCCACAUUCAAUAAAGAGGUUUUUGUUGAUUUUAUGGGAGCUCAAAUAAAAACGUUGGCGUUUUUGGCCUACAUUAUUAGGAUUUAUCAGGAUACAAUAGCUAAUCAUGCAACCAUGAUGGUAAAGGGCAUUAUUGGGUUGCUAACAUUAUGUCCUCCAGAGGUAGCCCACUUAAGGAAAGAAUUGGUCAUUGCUACUCGCCAUAUAUUAGCUACGGAUUUAAGGCUGAAAUUUGUACCCUACAUGGAGCGAUUAUUUGAUGAAGAUGUGUUACUUGGAGGUGGUUGGACGGUUCAUGAGUCAUUGCGACCUUUGGCCUAUUCCACUUUAGCAGACUUGGUCCAUCAUGUGCGACAGCAUUUGCCUCUCUCAGAUCUAGCAAUUGCAGCUCAUUUGUUUUCAAAAAAUGUACAUGAUGAAUCUUUACCAACUAGUAUACAAACUAUGUCUUGUAAGCUACUCCUUAAUUUGGUAGACUGCAUUCGCCAAAGGUCAGAAAGUGAGAACGCGGCAGGAACACAGCCGCAAGGAAGGCAGCUGCUUAUGCGAAUUUUGGAAGUAUUUGUGCUUAAGUUUAAAACAAUGUCUAAGCUACAACUACCGGCACUUAUGGCUAAGUAUAAACAAGCUUGUCCAACUCCAGCUCCAACUCCUACAAAUGGAAGUCCACCCACAAACCCAAAUACACCAACAGCCACAGUACCUACAACAGUUGAAGUCAAGGUGGAAGAAGAGAAACCAACCACAGACUUUCUUGACAGCUUGAACAAAGUAGAAGAAAAAUCUAAGAUUGGCUUUCCAACGUCGCAAAUGAGCAAUUUGAAUGUUGGGGACUACAGAACCUUGGUCAAGACAUUAGUGUGUGGUGUUAAAACGAUAACUUGGGGUUGUGCCUCUUGUAAGACAUCGACAACCGCCGAAGGCACAUCGACAACGACCGUAGCAGGGCAGAAGCAGCACGUGUCGGCCCGCGAGACACUGGUGUACAUCCGCCUUGUGGUAUGGGGCUUGCAGUCCUUGGACAUUUAUACGUUAUCUGCGCCUCGUCAACCAGUCCAUACGCCUUCUCAGCCCCAUGUUCGCUCGAAGGAGGAAAAGGAGGUGCUCGAACAUUUCAGCGGAGUGUUCUCCAUGAUGAACCCUCAAACAUUUCAAGAAAUAUUCACAGCAACCAUAUCUCAUAUGGUGGAAAGAAUAAAUAAAAACACCACGCUUCAAAUUAUUGCCAACACGUUUUUGUCAAAUCCCGCGACGUCGCCCAUAUUUGCCACUGUACUUGUUGAAUAUCUCUUAAAGAGAAUGGAGGAAAUGGGAUCUAACGUAGAAAGAUCUAAUUUAUACUUAAGAUUAUUUAAGUUAGUUUUUGGCUCCGUAAGUUUAUUCCCGACGGAAAAUGAACAGAUGUUAAGGCCUCAUUUACACAGCAUAGUUAACAAAGCUAUGGAUUACGCAAUGACCGCAAAAGAACCAUACAAUUAUUUCUUACUUCUAAGAGCAUUAUUUAGAUCUAUCGGCGGUGGCAGCCACGACUUGCUUUAUCAAGAAUUUCUGCCAUUACUACCGAAUUUACUAGAAGGCCUUAAUAGGCUGCAAAGUGGUCUUCACAAACAGCACAUGAAAGAUUUAUUCGUGGAGUUGUGUUUGACGGUGCCAGUUAGAUUGAGUAGUCUCUUACCGUAUUUGCCGAUGCUGAUGGACCCAUUGGUUUCGGCUCUAAAUGGAUCUCACACUCUAAUAUCGCAAGGACUCAGAACGUUAGAGCUGUGCGUUGAUAAUUUGCAGCCUGACUUCUUGUAUGAGCAUAUCCAACCCGUUAGAGCAGAUCUAAUGCAAGCUCUUUGGAGAACCCUACAGAAUAGCGAAGUUGCUAGAAUAGCUUUUAGAGUACUUGGAAAAUUUGGUGGUGGUAACAGAAAGAUGAUGAUAGAACCGCAGAGACUGGAAUACAGAGAAACCGACGCUCCUCCACCAGCCGUUAUGGCUUACUUCCAAGAUCAAGCUAAACCGAUUGAUUUUGAAGUAGAUAAAGUAAUAGAAACUGCAUUUUCUGCUUUGAAAUCGAGUACUACGGACCCGUUUUAUCGUCGCCAGUGUUGGGAAGUUCUUCGCUGUUAUUUGGCGGCUUCCCUGAAUUUAGAGGACGACAGACCUACACUCCAAAAGUUGUUCAAUCAUCCUAGCUUUCUCGAAGGAAAAAUACCAGCCCAGAGUGGCCCGUACUACAAAUGUUCAAAUUCGAUCGUUAGAAACACGCACAAAACGGCGCUCACUGGGAUGUUUGUCGCCGCCGCCAUUAAGGAGUUGCGACAGCACGUUCUACCCACAAUGGUUUCUCUUGUGCGUCAUUAUACUUUAGUCGCCAUAGCCCAAGAAGCGGGGCCUUUUGCGGGUUCAGGGGGACCAAAAGAGGGUCUCGAUGCCUUGGUUUUAGUUGACGCCAUCGCAGUUGUAAUGGGUCACGAAGAGAAGGAACUGUGCAAACCUGGACAUUUGGCUCUAGUGCUAAUGAUAGAAACAGCAGCGACAGUUCUGGGAAGCAAAGAACGAGCCUGCAAAUUGCCUUUGAUGGAGUACCUCGCUGAGAGAAUGUCGUCGCUUUGCUACGAACGUGCCUGGUACGCUAAGCUCGGAGGCUGCAUAGCGGUCAAGUUUAUGUUUGAGAAAAUGGCGCCGGAAUGGGUAUACAAGCACGUGUUUACCUUUUUAAAGGCGGUUUUGUUUGUUAUGAUGGAUUUGACCGGGGAAGUUUCGUCGGGUGCAUUGGAUAUGGCUACAGUGAAUUUGGAGCGAUUAGUUCGCGUUUGUGUGACCGGUCCGGGAGGACAAGCCAUUGAACUUGAUGGAGAAGUAGCGGCCGCUAGGACUCGAGCGCUGCACGAUGUUCUGCAAGAACUCGUCUUGCAGGUUACCAGCCCUCAUCUACUCGUUCGGCAGCAGGCAAUGAAAUCCCUGGAACUUAUAGCUGAACUACAGAAUAAGUCCGUAACUGAUGUAAUGGACCCACACCGGGAAGUGUUGUCGGAUAUAAUUCCGCCUAAGAAGCACUUACUGAGACAUCAACCCGCUAAUGCACAAAUGGGUCUAAUGGACGGGACCACCUUCUGCACAACUCUUAAACCGAGACUGUUUACAAUAGAUCUGAACGUUAACGAACACAAAGUGUUCUUCCGCGAACUGCUCUCCCUCUGCGAGGCAGAAGACGCGAUGCUUGGAAAGUUGCCCUGUUACAAAGGGGUCAAUCUUAUCCCUCUACGUAUUUCGGCUUUACGGGCUUUAGCGGCGUGUCAUUAUAUACAGGAGAAACAUUGUAGGGAGAAGAUAUUCCAAGUGUUGUAUAAGUCACUGGAGAAGAAUGAUACAGAGCUGCAACAGGCGGGCUUUGAGUGUAUGCAAAAAUUCUUAGCCGGUUUCCAAAUUGAUAUGGACAUGGUUCAUCCUGUCAUGAGACCCUUGCUACUUACGCUGGGAGACCACAGGAACUUAAGCGUCAACGGCGCUAAGAGGCUCUCAUACCUGACACAGCUCUUCCCUUCCACCUUCAGUGAGAAGCUCUGUGAACAACUCCUGCAAUUAUUAAAGAAAUUGCUGGAUUAUUCGAUUCAGACUAAUAGAGGUGGGAACUUUUUACAAAGCGUAUCAAAGAACAUGGAAAAUGAACAGAAAAUAAUAAUAUUGAUUGGUAUUUUCCAUCAAAUACCGGCCGCUUCGCCGCGCUUUAUUGACGUGCUCUGUCGGCUCAUAUUCCACACGGAGAAGUCUCUUAUGAUAGAGGCAGGCUCACCUUUCCGUGAUCCAUUAGUAAAGUUCCUACUGAGAUACCCGAAGGAAACACUCGACCUCAUUAUGAGCGAUAACAAUAUAAAAGACCAGCAAUGGAGUCGCUUCCUAGUAUUCCUCGUAAAACACGAAGAAGCCGGCCAAGCAUUCCGCGAAGCUCUACAAACCACGAAAAAAGCCAGACUAUUGCAAUUACUGGCUGCUAACAGUGGAACCAAUUUAUCCCAACCAGAUAAAAUUGAGAUGCAAUUUCAAGCGAUACGAGUUAUAUCCUUGCUUAUCAAAUUUGAUGACCAGUGGCUGUCCACUCAGCAUGACUUGAUUGAGUUAUUAAAGCGAAUAUGGUGCACUGACCAAUAUCAGGAAACGCAUAAGAAAGUGGAGAAUGUUGAGUGUAGCCAUUGGAAGGAACCGAAGCUAAUCGUGAAGAUUUUGUUGCACUACUUCUGUCAUCAUCCUUCCAACAUUGACCUGCUCUUCCAGUUAUUGCGAGCCUUAUGUGAUAGAUUUAUACCGGAUUUCCAAGUACGUACUUCAUUUUUAGUAUGUUAUAUCCCGUUAUCUUUGUUGGUGGACUCCGGCUCUGCCAUAUGUUUAUUAAAAGAAUCCAGUAUCCAUAUUAACCAAAAACUUAAUAAAGAAUUAAUUAAAAUUAAAGGCAUAGACCCUGGAGAUGAACCGACGCAAACUGAAGGUCAUUUCCAAUUAAAAUUAAAAAUAUCUAAAACAAAGUCCAUUCCUUUUAAAUUCCAUGUUGUCAAGAAUAUUAACCUACCCUAUGAUGGCAUUUUAGGUACAGAUUUCCUAACUAAUUUCGGCUGCAAGAUCGAUUAUACCAAUGAUAUAUUGAAAAUCGGCAAUGAAAGCGUAAAACUUCAUUUUUCCAAACCUUUUUAUAUUAUUCCUCCCCGUUCUGAAAGUGUCAUCGAAUGUUCAGUCCAAGAAACUAAACUUAAAGAAGGAAUUAUUACAGAUCAGCAUCUAUCCAAUAACCUUUUUAUAUCCAAUUGUAUUGUUAGGGUUAAAGACAAUAAUAGAAUAAAUCUUACCAUAGCUAAUACUUCGGAAAACUCUGCGCAUGUCAAACCAAAUUUAAACUUAAAUAUAGAACCUUUAUGUCAAAUGUCCUAUUCCAUAAAUACAAUGAACCAGAGGACUCUUGAUCGAACAGAAGAGGUAAUAGAAUCUCUAAGAACUGAUCAUCUCAACCAAGAGGAGAGAUCUGCUCUCAUAGAACUCUGCUCUCAGUAUUCAGAUAUUUUUCACCUUCCAGAUGAUCAAUUAACCCAUACAUCAGCCCUAGAACAUCAUAUCAAAACUACUAGUAAUGUCCCUGUACACACUAAAUCCUAUAGAUUCCCUGAGUGUCAUAAAAAAGAAGUCGAAACUCAAAUAAGUAAAAUGAUAGAUGACAAAAUUAUCGAACACUCCUCAUCUCCCUGGAGUUCUCCAAUAUGGAUAGUCCCCAAGAAGCUAGACUCUCAAGGCCAGCGCAGCUGGCGUAUCGUGAUAGAUUAUAGGAAAUUAAAUGAUAUCACAAUCGGAGAAACUUAUCCAAUUCCGCAAAUAUCGGAAAUACUCGACCAAUUGGCAUAUCCUGAUUUCUCCCAACCAUUCAUCCUUACCUGUGACGCCUCGAACUAUGCGAUAUCCGCCAUUUUAUCUCAAGGUCAAAUAGGCCAAGACCGACCUAUAGCCUUCGCAUCUCGCACAAUGAAUAAGGCCGAAUGUAAUUACAGUGUGACGGAAAAAGAAUGUCUCGCUAUAUUAUUCGGCACUAAAACAUUUCGUCCUUACUUAUAUGGUAACCGGUUCACAGUUGUAACGGACCAUAAGCCUCUUCAGUGGCUUUUCAACUGUAAGGAUCCGGGAUCUAGACUAAUCCGUUGGAGACUCAAACUGGAAGAGUUUGAGUAUGACAUAAAAUACAAAAAAGGCAAAAUUAAUUCCAAUGCCGAUGCCCUUUCUCGAUACCCGGUCAAUCCAGUUCAACCGGAACCUAAUCCUGAAGGAGGAGGAGAACCAGUAGAUAAAGACCUUAUGGAUCUUUUAAUAUCUCCGCCCUCAUUCCAUCCGGAAGAGUUACUUUCACCUAACUUUAAUCCAACCACCCUAGAUGGUGAUGAUUUACUCCCAUUACCUGAAUUAGAACCUAAUUCUACAUCCUCGGCACUACCCAAUCAAAUGACCGGUUCACCCGUUCAAAUCCCUGAGGUUACACCCCAGUUGCCUCAAGAACAACCAACUGGUCAAAACAUCUAUGAUGAUCCGAUGCCUUCUACAAGUGCAAACCCAGAUUUACCCGUCGAUGACUAUCCUACGUUCCUGAAAUCUAUAGCUAAUAAAGAUAAAAAUUUUAAUGUCAAUAUUGAAGAAUUUAAUGAGAGUUUAAUUAAGACAAACUCCAAAGUAAUCCUAGUUCCCACUUCCAUUGAUCUAGACGAAUCUAAUCCUUAUGUGUUAGAUAUUUUAACUGACCCCGAAAUCUUAGAAAAGGCUCAGAAUUCCGAAAAAGAACUUUUCUCUUUUCAAAAGAUUGAAUUUAAUAAUAAAAUGUAUUAUUUCAUAUUUACUAAAGUCCAUCACUUUGACGAAGCAUCAUAUCCCGAGAUAUUCCAAACUCUAAAGAAUAUUAGAAAUGAAUUAGUGAUUUUCGGCAAUACAGACGAAAUUGCCAUAUCAGAUAUGAAAAACCCGUUUGAAAAACAUUCAUUCAUUAAAAUUUACAACAUACUAUGUUAUCUUUUUCAUAACGCUCAAAUAAAAAUCAAAAUAUAUCAUAAUAAUAUCAUAUACCCAGCUCCUGUUGAAAUCAAAAAGAUCCUUUUCGAUAAUCACGACAUCCCUAUCGCUGGUCACUUAGGUUCGGUGAGAAUGUACGACAGAAUUAAACAAUCGUACUAUUGGAAAGGGAUGCGUAGUGAUAUAGAAUCUUAUGUAAAGCAAUGCAAGUCCUGCCAAGAGAAUAAAGCACUUAGGAAACUAAACCGUGCUCCCAUGCGAAUAACGAGUACUUCAAGUGAACCAUGCCAACGAAUAUCUAUGGAUAUUGUCGGCCCUCUCCCGGAAACGGGUCCUGCUAAGCUUAGGUUCAUUUUAACUUUUCAAGAUGACCUUACCAAAUUUUCGAGUGCUUACCCUAUCCGUAGUACUACCGCCGAAGAGACAAGUGAAUGUCUACUCCAUUAUAUUUCCAUCUUUGGCAUACCCAAAUCAAUAUUAACCGAUCAGGGCACAAACUUUACAUCUGAUCUUUUUAAGAAAACUUGCGAAUUUCUUAAAAUCAAAAAUCUGUGGGCCUCUCCCUAUCACCCACAGACCCAAGGUGCCCUUGAACGGAGUCACUCCACUCUAAAAGAGUACCUCAAAUCCUAUAUCAAUAAGGAACAAUCAAAUUGGCCUCGUUACGUAUAUACAGCAAUGCUUGCAUAUAACACAUCGGUGCACUCGACAACACAUUUCACACCCUACGAAUUAAUAUUUGGUAAUAAACCGUUUAUCCCAAAUUCCAUUUUCAAUGAAUCCCUAGGGGCUACUUACCCCGAUUACGUCAGAAUGCUCCAAAAUCGCCUUAAACAUUCAAGGGAAAAAGCACUGGAUUUCAUAAAGAAAUCCAAAGAAUCUUCAAAGUCAUAUUAUGACUUACAUACCCGUACCAUAAAAUAUAAAGCCGGAGAAUACGUGUAUCUCAAAAAUCAUUUAAGAUUACGCAAAGCCUCUCUCCAUUAUGGAAAGGACCCUAUAAAAUAA
Messenger RNA from Pieris macdunnoughi, 8349 nucleotides. NCBI's taxonomy places the organism in Eukaryota, Metazoa, Arthropoda, Insecta, Lepidoptera, Pieridae. The record is from the annotation of a GenBank genome assembly.